This is a messenger RNA of Bursaphelenchus xylophilus (pine wood nematode), 279 nucleotides long. The record is from the annotation of a GenBank genome assembly. NCBI's taxonomy places the organism in Eukaryota, Metazoa, Nematoda, Chromadorea, Rhabditida, Aphelenchoididae.
AUGUCAGAUGACCGCCAGGAAUCAGUGCACGUUGAGGUGAGUUUAAAUAUGAGACCGAAUCGAUCAAACAAGUUGCGCGAGAGUCGUGUUAAUAGAGAGAGGGGUUUGAAACAAACUCUCCGAGAUCUCGCAGCUACAGCCAGGGCCUUCAAGCAUCUUCAACAAGGUUUAUCCAUCGAUGAAAAAGGUCAGUCAACAUUUCGAAACAAAUAAAAUAAACAACUCUAAUUUUAUUUUUAAGGUGAGACGUCAAGAAAAGAAAAGGAUAACGUCAGAUGA